Saprolegnia parasitica CBS 223.65 is the source of this 1317-nucleotide messenger RNA. RefSeq lists its product as hypothetical. Lineage: Eukaryota; Oomycota; Saprolegniomycetes; Saprolegniales; Saprolegniaceae. The coding region runs from base 37 to 1278 and encodes 413 amino acids. The record is from RefSeq and is a predicted model, not a curated record. The transcript has a single exon.
GCGGGCGCAAGUGUACUUUACAAGAAGACGGUUGCGAUGGACCGGUGGCUCGACUACGGACUGCAAGGUGCGACGGCUGCCGCUCUACUGCUGCUGCUCCUGCGCCACAUGAUGCAUGCGCUUUCCCACAGGGUCUGUCGACACGUCAACGCGUGGGAGCUGCCGCUCUUUGUCUCGUUCUUGCAGCUGACCGCUGGCCUCGCGACGCUUGGCCCGCCCCUCGCGCAUCGCUCGAGCCUCGAUGGCUUUGUCUGGGUCUUCUUGCUGCUGCCAUCACCGUCAUCGUCAUCGUCGACAUCACCGACCGUGCGUACCGGCCUGCUCGGCUUGGCGGCGCGCCACGGGUAUGCGAGCGAGACCGUCCUCUCGAGCGUGACGGUCCACGCCGCCUGUCUGCUCGCGCCGCUUCUGAUUGCGCUGGUCGUGGCCACAGCGCUGUACCUCUGGCCCUGCGGCCACGUCAACAUGGCCGUCACGCCGACGCUGCCCGAGCGCUGCCGGGCGGUCGCGCUCCGGCUUCUCGGCACGUUCUUUCUCGCGCUGCACUUUCUGCUCUUGCCGAUGGUUGUCGUGACGCUCUCGAUACUCCAAGGAGGUCGUCGAGGUCGUCGCGCGGGGCAGCUGCUCAUCGUUGCCGCGAUGGCGGCGAUGGCCACCUGCCUCGUCCUCCUCGUUGCUGUCGCCGUCGAGCACAUCCAUCGUCGCUGCCGCUCCGUGUUUCGGAGCUUUCACGCGCCGUAUCUCCGGGAUGCCACGUGGUUUCCAGCGAUCGACGCGAUCACGCACGUCCUCGUUGGCGCGAGUCUCAGUCUGCCUCCCGACGACCUCGUGCUGCAGCUCGCGCUGCUCGGUACGGUCCACGCCACAUACCUCGUCCUGGUUGUCGUCAUUGCGCCCUUUGCGACGCGCUCAAGCGUGCGCUGUGCGAUCGCGGCCAAGCUCGUGCAGCUCGGCUGCCUUGGGCUCCGCGCUAGCAUGGUGUUUGCACCAGAGACCGCGCCGGCCUUGCAUGCGACCUUGCUGGGCGUGCUUGGCAGCGUCCUUAUCAGCACUCUCCUAUGGCAACUGGAAGCGCUCCGGCGACGGUGGUGUAGCGACGAUUGCAACAGCGACGACCGUCUCGAGACGUCGCCGCGACUACCCCCCGCGGUCUUUACGCACCGCGCGUUCACGCCGACGCGAGGGCACUCGAUUGGGUCGUACGGGGCGAGUCCCAACGACCUCGUGUUUCUCCGGCUCAUGUCGCCGCCACCCCGCCGCCCGAGCAUGUUUAUUUAACGAUCGAUGCAACAAGCAUGGAUGCAUUACGAUAUGGCA